Molecule: messenger RNA, 790 nt
Organism: Phoenix dactylifera (date palm)
Lineage: Eukaryota; Viridiplantae; Streptophyta; Magnoliopsida; Arecales; Arecaceae
Biological process (GO): cytoplasmic translational elongation
Cellular component (GO): cytosolic large ribosomal subunit; ribosome
Molecular function (GO): structural constituent of ribosome
Source: RefSeq, a predicted model, not a curated record
UUCAAAAUCUGGACCACCAAAAACCCUAGAGAGAUCAUCGUAAACCCUCCAAUCCGUAUAUAUACACCAUAGAGGGGCUUCCCCUUCCCUCUGAAAACCCUAGAGCGGCAGGCCUCGUGUCCGAUCAGCCCUUGGGAGGAUGAAGGUGAUUGCUGCUUAUUUACUUGCUGUUCUGGGUGGGAAUAACAAUCCAUCUUCUGAUGAUCUCAAGGAUAUCCUAGGAUCAGUUGGAGUUGAAGCCGGUGAUGAUAGGAUUGAGUUCCUCUUAUCUGAAGUUAAAGGUAAAGACAUAACAGAACUAGUUGCAUGCGGGAGGGAGAAAUAUGCCUCAGUCCCUUCUGGUGCUGGUGCCAUGGCGGUGGCAGCACCUAGUGGAGGUGGUGGUGGUGCUGCAGCAGCUCCUGCUGCAGCAGAGCCCAAAAAGGAAGAGAAAGUAGAAGAGAAGGAAGAAUCAGAUGACGAUAUGGGCUUCAGUUUGUUUGAUUGAGUGGUUCAGCUAUUACAUUUUCAUUUUGCAGCCUUCUUGAUCAUCUAACCUGCAAGAUUGCAAAGACUUAUAGAACUUGAAUUUAGAUCUUUCAUUCAUUCUUCUCAAAACAAUGAGGAGUCAUAUGCUUUAGUAUUUUGAGCUGUUUUUUAUUCCCUUGCUGUAAUCAGUAAAAUGGAACUUGUAGGAUUUCCUUUAAAUGUGCAUUGUCAUUUAUUUAAUCUGUUUGACUGCUUAGAUUGAAUUUUGCAACUAGUUACCCUUGACAAUAUAGUGUUGGAUAUGAUGAUUUGACCAUCUCCA